This is a messenger RNA of Polyodon spathula (Mississippi paddlefish), 1356 nucleotides long. Its product is annotated as myelin-associated neurite-outgrowth inhibitor. The transcript has 7 exons. Lineage: Eukaryota; Metazoa; Chordata; Actinopteri; Acipenseriformes; Polyodontidae. The record is from RefSeq and is a predicted model, not a curated record. The coding region runs from base 117 to 707 and encodes 196 amino acids.
AGUGACGAACUGUGCUAUUGGUUGGUGCGCAGCAAUCCAGACCGAGAGAGAGAAGGGAAGAAAACAGCAGCAAAAAGCAAUCCAGACGUUCCGUUUAAAAACUAACAUCUGAUACCAUGAACCCGGUUUACAGCCCAGCACCUUCAGGGGUCCCCUAUGCAAAUCCAAAAGGAAUUGGAUAUCCAGCUGGUUUUCCAAUGGGCUAUGCAGCUGCUCCCGGUUACUCUCCUAAUAUGUACCCUGGCGCAAAUGCAGCCUUUCAGACAGGGUUCGCCCCAGGCACACCGUAUAAAGUCUCCUGCUCUCCCACUACUGGAGCAGUGCCACCAUACUCCUCAUCACCAAACCCCUACCAGACAGCAAUGUACCCGCUUCGAAGUGCUUAUCCACCACAGAACCCGUAUGCACAGCAAGGUGCUUACUACACACAACCUCUGUAUGCAGCACCGCCCCAUGUAAUCCACCACACCACAGUCGUUCAGCCCAAUGGUAUGCCUGCGGCCAUGUACGCUCCUCCUAUCCCACAACACAGAGCUAAUGGUGUUGCCAUGGGCAUGGUAGCUGGGACCACUAUGGCAAUGUCAGCUGGUAUGAGCACUUUGUUGACAACCCAUUCCCCAUCUCCUGUAGCUCCUCAUCAAGUUACGAUGCCCACAUACCGGCCUCCAGGGACACCUACCUAUAGCUACGUGCCCCCGCAGUGGUGAUCAGUCUGGCAGUGUUUAAAGAUGGGAGAUCUGCAUUCAGCCAAGUAUGGUACACUUGGUGCUGAUGCACUUAUGCCUCUGACCUAGGACUCCUUCCAAAAAAAAAAUAUACAUGAAAAAAAGAAGAAACUUCCAGUGCUCAACAUUUUGCCAACACUCUACCAAAAACCUAAGUCAGUGAAGUCAUGGUAACCCACAUCCGCAUAUCUUACCUCUUCCAACUCGGCCAUUACCGAAACAAAACAGACAAAAUGGUCUUGACGCAAAAUUGUGUUUUGUGUACUUUUCUUGCAGUUUUAUAGCUAACCUAUAAAAUAAAAAAGGGAGUAUAAAUUCAUUUGGAUUCAUAUCUAGUUGAAUGCAUGUUUUUAAAAAAAAAAAAAAAAAAAAAAAUGUAAUUGCUUGCUCAAUCUACCUGCAGUGACUGAUGCAAAACCGUCAUAUGUGAAAUCCAAAGGAAUUGAAGUUAAACAAAAUAAUUCUGUAACCCAGUAUCCCUAUUGCAAUGUCUAACUUAAUAUAAAAAAAUGUACCUAGUGAAAUAGAGCAAUUGUGUAUACGUGGAUUUCGAUAUAAUGAAAAGCUCUCUAACUUUGGAUACAUACUACAGUAUAAAUAUUAUUUUUUGUUUGAGUUGUCAGUCCAAAUG